This is a messenger RNA of Racocetra persica, 501 nucleotides long. NCBI's taxonomy places the organism in Eukaryota, Fungi, Glomeromycota, Glomeromycetes, Diversisporales, Gigasporaceae. The record is from the annotation of a GenBank genome assembly.
AUGGAAAGAGAUCAGAAGUUUAAAGUUAUUAAAAAGCUAUUUGAUCUUACCUCAGAUGCACAAAUAGCUGUUGAAAGCUAUCAGAUCCUCUUUAUCGAUUACCUUAAAGUAAUUGAAGAAAUUAAGAUUAGAGCGUCUGAUAUUUUUAAUGAGAAUAAAAUUCACAAAGAAGAUUCAAUUAAAUAUAUCAAAAAUCUUUUAAACAACGAUUUUUAUUCUAAAAUAACAGAAAUUGAAAUUCAAAAGGCUUUCAAGAAAUUUUUGAAUUUUAAAGAAGAAAAACCAAAACAAACUUGGUGUGAAAUAUGUGAAGAUGACAAUUACGAAUCUUGUAGUCACAAAUGCAAAGAAAUAAAUUUUCUAGAAGUAGUCGGAUUUUUUCAAUUUUCAAAAAAAUAUUGUGAUCAUGAUCAUUAUUUUAUAGUUAGUGAUUUCAUUCAAAAUAAAUGGGUUUUGAGAAUAUUAGAAGGACAUCAAAUCUUACCAUGUAUCAUGGUGUGA